Molecule: messenger RNA, 1222 nt
Organism: Hibiscus syriacus
Lineage: Eukaryota; Viridiplantae; Streptophyta; Magnoliopsida; Malvales; Malvaceae
Exons: 2
Coding region: 65-1012 (315 amino acids)
Source: RefSeq, a predicted model, not a curated record
GUCCCCUACUAAACUCGCCCAGUUUACGAAAAAAUUCCAAAAAAUAAGGGGGGGGGGAAAUCCGAUGGCCGCCAUUGCAACCAGGUUCCCAUUGAACCACCGGAAUUUAGUGUACGGUUGCCGCCCGGAAUUCAAGUUCCCGGAGCAACCCGAUUCGUUUGGGUCCGAUAUGGAGUUCGAGUUUCUCGAGGACAGUGACCUGGGAAUCCUGGGAAACUGCGACGGAGAUAGAUUUCGAGGCAAUAAUGAUGGAACGGUAGAUCGCAGUGACGAUGACGGUGAUGAUGGCGACAACGAUGAUGAGAAAGAGAACGAUGAAGGAAGCAAUGAAAAUAGCAAGAGUUUUUGGGAGAGCCAGCACCAGGCUUUGCAGCAAACAUUGUUUAGGACCAACUCCAUAGAAUUGAGAAUUCGGAACGCCACGAAAGAAGCUUUGAAAGAUAUUCAGAGGGAAAGUACAGCUUGCGGUUGUGGGAAAUCAUCAAUGGCGGAGGAUUGUCGGAUUUGUCUCAUGAGAGAGGUUUCUAGUCGCCUCCAAAACGCCGGUUUCAACACCGCCAUUUGCCGGACUAAAUGGCGAAGCUCUCCAGAUAUCCCUUCAGGGAACCACAGGUUUUUGGAUGUGAUAGAGAAUUCGAGAAAAGGGGAAGUAAGGGUAAUCAUAGAGUUGAAUUUCAGGGCAGAGUUUGAGAUCGCAAGAGCAAGUGAAGAUUACAAUCGCUUAGUGCAACGAUUACCAGAAGUUUUCGUGGGUAAAGUAGAGAGAUUAAGCAAUGUGAUCAAAAUCUUGUGUUGGGCAGCCAAGAAAUGCAUGAAGGAAAAGAAAAUGCAUAUGGGGCCAUGGAGGAAACAAGGAUACAUGCAAGCCAAGUGGCUAAAAUCGUGCGAAAGGAAUACAACGACGCAGUCCUUGCCGGUGGGAUGUUCCAGCAGCCAGUCAACGAAGCCGAGGGCGUCUAUGUUGACAGAAGAUUUGCUCGAUGUGCAUGGUACAGCACUUGAGGUUGUGUAAAUAAUGAGCGUGCUACUUUCACAUGAAGUUUAGAUUUAUGGGUAAAUAAUUACAUAUAUAAAGAUUCUGAAAUAAGGCUGUUUGUCAGAAGUUUUGUUUUGUUUUCUUAUGUCUGAAAAUUUUUAUUUGAGUGAAUGAUGUUCAAAAUAGAUGGACCAUAUGGUGCAGAAAGUUUCUGAAUUGAUGACAGAACGUGGUGUGUUUGGCAGA